This is a messenger RNA of Clonostachys rhizophaga, 1104 nucleotides long. The record is from the annotation of a GenBank genome assembly. NCBI's taxonomy places the organism in Eukaryota, Fungi, Ascomycota, Sordariomycetes, Hypocreales, Bionectriaceae.
AUGCCAGAGACUACUACCACAAGCAAGCUUCCCUCAGUACCUGAGGAGGUCACUACUGAGUGGCUUUCCAGCGUCCUGAAGCUUCCCAUCAAGACUAGCGAGAUCACAAAGACCAUCCUUAACCAGACUGCAUCCAAGGUCUACGUCACUCUCACAUACGAAGAUGGCCCGGCUGGCAACGACCGCCCUGAGCACGUUUGCCUCAAGGGAGGCUUCAACCCGGAGAUGGUAAACAUGGAGGGCUACAAGGAGGCCCUCAGAAUGGCGUACAUGAACGAGAUCAACUUCUUCAACAUUGUUGCCCCGAGGCUGUCAAAUGUCGCCCUCGUAAAGGUGUGGUGGGCCGCCAUGAACACAGAGCAGGGCCAGGCCAUCUCCAUCAUGGAGGAUCUUAGCCUGGAAAACACUUUUGGCGAGCCGACUGAAGCCUGGUCAGUCGACAUGGUCAAGCAGGGAGUUGUCGAGCUGGCCGGUCUCCACGCUUCCACCUGGGGCGCAACCACCGACGACGCUGAUUAUUCCAGGCUCCAGUCUGCUUAUGACUUCGUCAUCAUGUCGCUUACCGAGAACUGGGACAUGAUCGUCGGGGAAAACCGCCCGCCCUUCCCUGAGAGCAUCCGUGACCAGAAGCGUCUCCAGGCUGCGCUGAGCAAGCACCUCAAGACUCACAACCCCAAGUUCCUCGCCGUGACGCACAGUGAUCCUCACUGCGGUAACACAUGGAUCACUAGCGACGGCAAGCCGCGGUUCCUGGACUGGCAGACCGUCCAGCUUGGCUCUGUUUUCCAUGACGUUGCCUAUUUCAUUCUGGGUGCGUUGCCGGUCGAGGAGCGACGGAAGCAUGAGUUUGAGAUACUUGAGCACUACCUUGAGGCUGUUGCUCGCUUCGGCGGACCCAAGCUCUCGAUCAAGGACGAGGAAGUCGUGACUGAGUACAAGAAAAAUGCCAUGUCUGGUAUUGGCUGGUGCCUCACUCCUUUUGAACUGCAACGUAAAGAGCGUGUCUUCGCCAUGUGCGAGAGAUAUUCUGCGGCUAUGGAGGAUCAUGACAUGAUGAAAAUUAUUGAGGCCUUACCUGAGCCGCAAACGAAUGGAAAGUCGUAA